UGCAGCCUCCGCUGACUUCCUCUGCUGGAAGUGGGUCAGUGGACGCGCUUCUCUACCUGCGUGCACAUGUCGGACCCCAAAGGGAACAAAACAGUCCCGACCAUGGCCAGGUUAAGCGAGCACGGGAUUCGGCUGAGCUCCAUGAGUCCUUCUUUCCUGAGCAGCAACUCCACCAGUCACACCUGGCCUUUCAGCGCCGUGGCCGAGUUAAUAGACAACGCGUCGGACCCCGGUGUGUCUGCGAAACAGAUCUGGAUCGACGUGGUGAAGGAGGGCGGUCAGCUCUGUCUGACCUUCACCGACAAUGGAAGCGGCAUGACUCCAAACAAGCUGCACAAAAUGCUCAGCUUUGGAUUUACAGAGAAGGGUUCCAGUAAGGCCAGCCAGCAGGCCAUCGGCAUGUACGGGAACGGCUUCAAGUCGGGCUCUAUGCGCCUGGGCCUCGACGCGCUCAUCUUCACCAAGAACGGCGGCUGUCAGAGUGUGGGGCUGCUGUCUCAGACCUACCUGGAGAACAUCAAAGCCCAGGCCGUCAUCGUCCCCAUCGUGCCCUUCAACCAGCUCACCAAGUCUCUCGUGGUGACCGAGGACUCCGAGGCCAGCCUGGCCGCCAUCCUCCAGCACACCAUCGUCAGCUCCAUGGAGCAGAUACAGCAACACUUUGACUCCAUUCUCUCAAAAAAAGGCACCAAAAUAUUAAUCUGGAACCUCCGCAGAGCCAAAGAUGGAAAGUCUGAAAUCGACUUUGAGACUGAUGAAAGUGACUUUCGCUUACCGGAGAUCCAGAUCGAUCAAGUGAAGCCGGGCCCGAGAAACAGUGGAUCCUUCAACGCCGAGAAGAGCAUCCCAGACAUGCAUUACAGCCUCAGGGCCUACCUCAGUAUCUUGUACCUGAAGCCACGGAUGCAGAUCAUCCUGCGGGGGAGGAAGAUUCAGGCGAAGCUGGUGUCGAAGAGGCUGAAUCACAUCGAGCACGACGUGUACAAUCCUCACUUCAGUAGAGAGAAGGUGAAGGUAACCUUCGGACUGGACCCCAAAAACAAGCAGCAAUACGGGAUCAUGAUGUACCACAAGAAUCGACUCAUCAAGGCCUACCAGAAGAUCGGCUGCCAGCUGAAGACUUCAGGUCAAAGAGCGGGAAUGGGUGUGAUCGGCGUUAUCGAGUGCAACUUUCUUAAGCCUGCUCACAACAAGCAAGACUUUGAGUACACCAAAGAGUACAGACUCACCCUCGGAGCACUGGGCCAAAAACUCAAUGACUACUGGAAAGAGGUGACGGAGAAGAAGGCCAGGGAGCGAGAGUUUUGGGCUGUCGACGCAGACGACACUGACGAGGGUCCCACGUGGUUGCAGUGUGAGGACUGCCUGAAGUGGAGGAACGUUCCCAGGGGAGUUUACAAAGUCACUCCAGAAAGCUGGAACUGCAGCCAGAACCCUAAUCCACGCCUCAGAAGCUGCUCUCUACCGGAGGAAGCAGAAGACAGCGAGGAGCUGUUGACUCCCAGCUACCAGAAGCACCACAGAAAACUAGAGCAACAGAAAAUCAGAAAACAAGAGAAGCCACUCGAGAAAAGUUCGUCCGAACCCGUCCAGCCCGUCGAUCAGUCCCAGGUUGCCGUCGAGCCAACAGCAAAGCAGUUCGAUUCGGAAGAAAACACACCUGAGAACGAUGAGACAAAAACAGAAUGCUUUCCAGAAAAUGACACAGAAGUGGAUGCUGAUGUGCAAACAAACGAUAACGCACAAACACAGCAAACCAGUGUCGUCACACAAACGCAGCAAACUGUCACUGGAGGAGACACGAGCGGCUUCGCUCCGGGUCCGACUGACCGUGAGACUCGAGUUCAGAGCCUGAAAGAGGAACAGCACUGCACAGACAUCGACGUGAAGAGGCAGGACGCGUACGGAGACGGUCUGAGUAGCAGCAAAAGGAAGUCCAGCACAUCGUUCUACUGCGCGAUAAAGAAGAGACACCUUCUGGGAAAACGGUACCUUGACGCUCAUAAUGACGCACAAAACCCGCAGCCGAGGACAGAGACGAGAACGUUUCAGACAUCAGCUUCAGAUCCAGGUCCCACUGGCUGCAGCAGCCGAGCGGAGAAUCCAGACACGGCGAAUCGAGGCCCCUCCGGCCACACCUGGGCCCAGUCGCCCUCCUCCACGGCGGCUCCGCCGAGCCGGACCGAGGGGCCGCAGCCCGGCCCCGAAGGACGCGACAGGGAGGCUAAAGCACAGCGGCUGGCUGCGCUGGAGAGAGAGGUUCUGAACCUGCGGCGUCAGCUCGGGAUGGAAAUCACAAAGACGUCUCGGGGAACGAUGACGGACGCCGACUGCAGACCAGCACUGGAACAAUGCCACAUGGGCUGCCAGACCAACGCAGCUCCGAGCUCUUCGCUGACCAGCCCGGCUCCAGCCGCAGGGCCGGCGGGGUCGGUCGUCCUGGGUCAAAGGGUCAUGUUUGACCUGAAGGAGCAGCCGGGGCCCAACAGGAUGAGGAGGGAGAUUUCAGGCAGUCAGAGCAAAUCCAGAGUCAACGAGAGCGAGGCCGACCGAGGCAGCCAGUCUGCGCAGAAGAAGCUGCAGGACAUCCGUAACAACGUGGUGGCUCUCCUCACGGCCCUGCUGCCCCACCUGGACCUGUCCGGCAUCAGCAUGGAGACCACCGAUGUGGACAACAUCCUGCAGCAGAUCAUCGAGGUCAACUCACUGAAAAUAAAACAACUAUAAACGUGUUGGGGUUUUUUGUGUGUGUUUUUCUUUAUACCGAGUGUCUUAUCUUUGACGACCCCACAUGGCGAACUAGUUUGUGAUCUGAUCAUCAGUUUCUUUUUUGCCCAUUUGGGAAAUAUUUGAAUUCACGUCUUGGUUCAUGUGGUGGAGAAAUGCUACAAAAGGGUUUUGUUUUUUUAUAAUGCAUUUGAAACUGUAAUGUAAUCUGUAAUAACUAGAAAAUUUGCGUUAGAGAGAAUUCUACUUUAUUCUCACGUUGUUUUGUAUUUCAUAAUGAUGAAACAAAGGGUUGUUUAAUGUUUCUAAUAUUAACGACCCCUCCCUCCUGAAUUAAGCUUCCUGACACACACCGGUUGUGUGUAAUAUGUUGUGUGUUGGGUGUGUUAUGGGCUCAUCAGUCCAGCAGCUGUUCAAAUAUGAAAUGUUUCUUAUUGAAAGUUCCUGUGUUGUAUGGAGUUUCACUCCAGAUUUGUGCUCUCUCCAUCACUGAUGGAAUAUUUUGUUAAGAUGUGUUUGAUUGUAUUAAUCCGUUUUUUUCCUUGUUUUCAGUAAAACUGUGAAAAUGUC
Messenger RNA from Salarias fasciatus (jewelled blenny), 3297 nucleotides. RefSeq names its product MORC family CW-type zinc finger protein 3. Gene Ontology annotation, molecular function: ATP hydrolysis activity; zinc ion binding. The record is from RefSeq and is a predicted model, not a curated record. Gene Ontology annotation, cellular component: nucleus; nucleoplasm. The transcript is spliced from 17 exons. The coding region runs from base 67 to 2727 and encodes 886 amino acids. NCBI's taxonomy places the organism in Eukaryota, Metazoa, Chordata, Actinopteri, Blenniiformes, Blenniidae.